This is a messenger RNA of Coturnix japonica (Japanese quail), 8523 nucleotides long. It is a transcript of the gene RNF150, whose product is annotated as ring finger protein 150. Lineage: Eukaryota; Metazoa; Chordata; Aves; Galliformes; Phasianidae. The record is from RefSeq and is a predicted model, not a curated record.
GGGCGGGGAGGCCGGCGGGAGGGGACGGGGCCAGCCCGAGGAAAUCAAACGGCCCCGACAUGAAUUAGGCAGCGGGCUGCAGAGGGGAGGGCCCCCUCGCCCGCCCUUCCCGCACGGCGCCCGGCGGGAGCAGCGCCGCCCCGCACGGAGCCGGCGGUCGGGGCACACACACGCACACGCGGCGCAGGCAGGCGGCGGGGGCGGGCCGGCCGGGGGGGGGCCGGCAGAUGAAGAUGGCAAUGUCUGUGAUCCAAGCGUGCCGCAGCCUGGCUCUCUCAACAUGGCUGCUGUCCUUUUGUUUCGUGCAUCUGCUGUGCCUGGACUUCACCGUGGCCGAGAAGGAGGAGUGGUACACGGCCUUCGUCAACAUCACCUACGCCGACCCGGCGGGCGGCGGCGCCGAGCUCCGCAGCGAGAAGAGCGAGUGCGGGCGCUACGGCGACCAGUCGCCCAAGCAGGACGCCCGAGGGCAGGUGGCCCUCUCCGCCUCGCCCGCCGACCGCUACGCCUGCGACCCCGGCACCCGCUUCAACGCCCCGGCGCCGGGCAAGAGCUGGGUGGCCCUCAUCCCGCGGGGCAACUGCACCUACAAGGACAAGAUCCGCCACGCCGCCGCUCAGAACGCCUCCGCCGUCGUCAUUUACAACAUGGGCUCCAGUAACGCCAACGAGACCGUCACCAUGCCCUACGCAGGCCUAGAUGAUGUUGUAGCAAUAAUGAUUCCUGAACCCAAAGGAAAAGAGAUAGUGAGCCUCCUGGAGAGGAACAUCACUGUGAUGAUGUAUAUAACAAUUGGGACACGAAACCUGCAGAAGUAUGUCAGCCGGACCUCCGUGGUGUUUGUCUCCAUCUCCUUCAUUGUGCUGAUGAUCAUCUCACUGGCAUGGCUGGUCUUCUAUUACAUCCAGCGAUUCCGCUACGCAAACGCCAGGGACAGGAAUCAGCGCCGGCUUGGAGAUGCUGCAAAGAAAGCAAUCAGCAAGCUGCAAGUCAGAACAAUCAGGAAAGGUGACAAGGAAACCGAACCAGACUUUGAUAACUGUGCUGUUUGUAUUGAAGGCUACAAACCUAAUGAUGUUGUCAGAAUUUUACCUUGCAGGCAUCUUUUUCACAAGUCCUGUGUAGACCCCUGGCUGCUAGACCAUCGUACCUGCCCUAUGUGUAAAAUGAAUAUUUUAAAAGCUCUAGGGAUCCCGCCCAAUGCAGAUUGUAUGGACGAUAUACCUCCCGACUUGGAAGCCUCCAUAGGAGGACCACCAACCAACCAGAUAACAGGAGCCAGCGAUAUAACAGUGAACGAGAGCUCUGUAGCCCUGGAUCCCCCGGUGCGGACUGUGGGAGUACUACAAGUAAUCCAGGACGUAGACUCCUUUCCCCAGGCUGGGGAGGGUAACUUCACAACAAGCAAUGAACAGGAGCCAGCAGUCAGCAGCGAUUCAGAUAUUUCAUUGAUUAUGGCCAUGGAGGUUGGACUGUCCGAUGUGGAGCUUUCCACUGACCAAGACUGCGAAGAGGUGAAGUCUUGAAAAACAAAAAGAUCUCCGAGACUAAACUACAGGGAAGGGCCACAGGGAGGGACGGAGACAACCUUCUAGGAUUUGGACCAGUCACGCACUUGCCUCCAGAGCACUGUCACUCCUGCACACUCCAUUCUGAGACGGUCAUGAAAAGCAAUAGCAACAGUUGUGUCUGCCUGGAUGCAGUUUUGUCAUCUACAUACAUUCGUAAUGUUCACAUGGAAGAUGAACGCUUCCAGUUUGCCCACGUGCUUGAGAGCAGCCAUGUAACUCUUCAGUGGCUCAUAAAUACGCAACUGAAAUGACAGCUUGAGUGUUUUCUACACUUGUUCGAUCGCGGUUUUGUUUCUUUUUUUUUUUUGAAGAGGUAUGUUUGUUAUGUAUGUUUGUUUGUUUAUAGUUUGUUAUCAAUAUACAUUCUUUUUGUUGACUGACCCCCAGCUUUUUCAAGAGUUGAGUCCAGAUACCUGAAUUCCCUGUUUACUGGUCACUUCAUGAUCCCAUUCCAGGAUCUAUCAUUGCCUGUUAUUUCCUCGUGAAGUACACGUGGCUUCAGAGGGAUGGUGCACCAGCAUCCUGUGUAAAUGUGAAACCUGCUUGCAUUAAGAGGAGCCUGGGAAAUGUUGUAAUCUGAAGGUCUUUAUUUGUAAGAGAGCUCUGAAUUAACAAAGAUUGCUGAGAUUUGGUUAGAAACAGCAUUAUUUUGGCUUCUAUAUACAGCUCUCUUUGAGACAAUAUGAUACAGAGUUGAGGGAGAGAAAGAAGUGUAUCAAACUUCACCCCGUCUUUGUAGUCCUUUGCUGCAUUUUAUGCUAUUAGUACAGUAUGUCAGUAUGUACUACAUGCUAGUAUGUACUUUCUUGCCAAACCAUUCUGGGUAAGGAGGAAGGAAUCUGAAAAUUAGCAGAAGUAACACAAAUCAAAACAUUUAAGUCAGAAUGAUUUGUGGUUACAUUUAAUCCAUCCAGAGCUGCGCUUCCAUGGAAAAGCUCACGAUUGCUUGUUCAACGUAAGAUUUCAUUUUUCAGUCAAAAUAUUUAACAGUGAAAAAGCUUUCUUAGCUUCCUGUUUUACAAGAGUAAAGGGUUUCUGUUGACAGUCAGAUGAUGUGAAUCACAUUACUGCCUCCUGAGUAAGUCAGCAGAAUCGACGAUUCAUCUUACAUUGAAAUUUCAUGGAGAGGUCAAACGUUUUCACUUGCAUCACAGCAGCAUCUCAAAACGCAACCGUUUGGGUUUCUCGCUAUAUUUAAACUUCCUUUUGGAUUUGCUCAGCUGGAGAAAACAGCUCCCACCCAAACUUCAGCUUGUAAGAUUUUAUUCAGGAACAAAUGUGUUUAAAACCGUACCUAAAACUGCGGACAGCUUGCUUUUUUGUUGUGGGAAGAAGGAAGAUUUAUACUCCAUGCUUUGGGUUCAGUUAGAACUCAGUUGUUGUUUUUUAAUGUUCUUAGUCCCUAAAUUGUAGGGUAUGUUUGAGGCUUGAAAGCCAGGAUCCAGGUAUGUGCCGUGACAUUUUUAUAAGCCAUUCACAUGAACAUCUCUCCUUCAUUAAAGAGAUGCAAGCAGUUUGAAAUCUGUUUGAUUUGAAAGGGACAUUAUAGAUUGUUAGGGAGGAUGCAGCUGAGUCACUCUUGCCAAUAUUUGUGAUUCUGUUACUAUUUUUUUCUGUAUUUUUUAAUGUUUUCUCUAUUCUCUGCCACUAUGGGUAAAGCCCCCACUAUGAGGGAAACCGAUGCUUAAAUUUACCCCUUCACAACAGACUUUACACCAGGUACCACGUCAGCUCCACUUAAACUCUGAAUAUAGUGCUGAAAUGAGAUAAAAGUGGUGCCUGCACUUCCUGUUGGCCCUUUACAUAGUAAGGAAACAUCACCAAUGACUGUAGGAGAGAGAGAGAAGCUGGUUGUACACGGACAGGUUUCCCAGUGGAAAGUGCAGAUGCUGGUACAUUAUCUUCUCUAGUGCUGGAGCCUGGGUGCUGCAUGUCACAGUGCAUCAUGAAAAGGAUGUCCGAGUUGUCAGUGAUCCUUUUACAGCUGCCUGCUGCAGACCAGCACACAGACAAAGCCCUUGACUGAAUCGCUGGAGUUUCAGAGGAGCUGCCAUAAAGUCUUCAUUUUGUUUUGCCAGAGGAAUUAAGUUAAUGGACAAACUGAUUAUCUGUUGCUAUAAUGGAGUCCCUCACAGUACAGCACAGCAAACGAGGUCUGUGUUUGCAGCAGAGGCUGUAAAAAAGGUGAGGCAGGAGUUGAAACCUCCAGUUAACAGUGCAGGGAGUCAUUUGCCUGGCAAAAUCAUUAAAGGGAGCUAUGCUGAAUGCAGCAGCACAUAGUAACUGAGCUCCUGCCAAUAUCGCUAGGAGCAAUAAUACUUCUAUGUAUCCCAUUCUAGAUCCCGUCUCUUGGCAUCCAGGGCUGGCCACCCUCAGGGGCAGGGUGCUUUUACAUCUUGCCAUGUUCUGGUCUUUCAAAAGAGUUGUCCUAGCAAAUCUGGGCCAGGAGCAUUUUGGCUUUUGUUUUCCAAAUUCUACCUGCUCAGGAAGGAUAUUUCUCCAUCUCUCCUUCAGUGUUGUGUAGCUCUUUGUGCUGUGAAGUGAUCACAAGUGCAAAGUCAGGUCACACCUCACUGAAGACAGAAAUGAGGAAAGCACUUACAUAAAUGUUCUAAUCCAUCCUUGUUCAGAAAAGCACUUAUGGUUAAUUUGGGGCUUGUACAGAAAUCGCAUUAUUUUCAAUGUAUUUAAACCCUCAUGUCAAAUGGAGAUGUUUUCCUAAAGUAGGACCUGGCUGCCAGUGUUUUUUGUACGUAUGACCUAUGAAUGCCUUGGGAAUUUGAAGUGCUUCCUAAAUAUUAAGACCCCAGAGGUUUGUUUGUAAUAGACGAAAGCCUUAAUUCUACAGUUCUGCAUGCCCAUGCACAGUUUAGCCUAUGUGAAUCUCUCCACUGUGAUUUUUCACGGGGUAAAAUUAAACCUCUUCAUUGGCACAUCUGGGCAAAACUAUUCCCUUCCUGAGAGUGUUUGGCAGUUCCUCAGUACUGCUGCCUGCCAGCCCAGGGCUCUGGCAUUAAGCAGGUGGGAUUCAGCUGCUGGGGGCACAGCACUACCUGUUCAGAACAGAGAGCAGCCUUUGGCCCGCAGCGAUGGAAAAACAAAAUCCUCAGGUGCCCUCUGACAAAGAGUGCUCAAGAAUGCAGUUCAGCACACUUGCGCAGCGUGGCUUUACUGCUACAGACAAUUCCUGCUGCCAGGACAUCACGGACGGGGCAGGGGUUACUGCUUGGCUGGAGGACAGCACAGCUCUCUGAGCAGUGUUCCUGUUGCUCUUUCUGCUUCUGUCACCUGAGGCUGUUUCCUAUUAUUUCCCUUUAGCAAGUACUAUGUGGGAGAACAUUCGCCAGCUUGUCUUCGUUCCAACUGUGUUGCAGAAUAAACCUUAGGCAAGCAGAGCCCGUGCUCUGUGUUCCCUUUGGUUUUCAUGACUUUCACUAAGCUGCAUUCCCAAAGGUCUGUUUGGUAGAUGGGAGACAUAAAAAAAGCUGCAUAAGUUCUGUGCUUAUAGCCAGCCUAAUGUAUGUGCAGGUGUGCAGGGCACCAGCUCUGAAUCCUUUCCUCAGCUCACCCACCCAUUCUGAUGGAGAUCCUUGCUGUGGUUUUGGGGGCUUGUUUCUUUUCCCUGAGUGCCUCAGAGCCUGAGAAACAGGACUGGGACUGUUGCAGUGCUACAAUUGGUUCUUUAAGCAUUCUGCGGAAUUACAUUUCCACAUAUGCAUCUGUAAGUACAUUGAAAUAUCUAUGGAAACUGUAGUGAAAACAAGCUGCUGCCAUUUUUAGAGUGUUUCCAUAUGUGAGAGAACAUGGCAAUAAAGGAAAAGGCUUUAUAGAAGCAAUUUGAAAUAAAAAUACUGAAAUCACAUACAAGAGGUCUCUGGGAUCUCACUACUUUAAUGAAAUCUGGAUCAGAUCCAGAUGAUGUUGUCGCAGGAAAGUCAGUACUUUGUCUCCUGUUGAACAACCACUUUGUGAUACAUUCUUAUUUUGUGAACAAAAUGAACCCAAGUGCUGGAGACAGAUCUAGCUCAGAAUUCAGUGUUUCACAAAGAAUAUGCAUUUUGUGAUCCAAACGUCUUUGUUGUCACACCUGGUGAACCAGCCUCUCCUCCUCCUUGCUAAAUAAAAACAGGUGCUCAUCUAACUUGAAAAACAUCAAGCUCAGAAGAUGUUUGCACCUGGGUAGGUUGCCCUGGCAGAUAACUAUCUGCAGAUCCCUCUAUGCCUCUAUGUACUGAUAGUCAUUAGUACACAGCUGCAAGAUUCUUCAUAAAAUGUAUUUUAGUUCCCAGUCUGGUUUAACCUGGAGUGUAGUUGUCGUAUAGAUUCUCCAGUCUUUUGGCUGGCAAACUUUUUCCUUGGAAUGUGCACUACAACUCUAAGAGGGGAUUCAGUGAUGAACGGGCAAAGAUCAGAGCACAAGACUUUGUGGACAACCUGCAAGUCUACAUUGUGGCAAUAGUUCUGCACUGAAAUGAUAAGACAGGUUGUGUUUGGCAGUGGGGGAUGCAUCUCAGCCCAGGCACUUGGGAGUCUCCCAGGUUGUGUUUAUAAGGGCCUCAUUCAUUCCUGCCUGGUCUCUGUCCAUAGAAAAGCUCAUGACUGAGCAUAUAGUUUGAAAUAAGCCAGGAAUAUGAGUUCACAGGCCAUGCAAACCAUGGAAACCAGUAGUCACUUAUUACCUUCUAUUUCAUUAGCAAUAACUGAGACUUUUUAACCAUUUGUAGUUCUUGUACAGCCUCAUUGUAGGAUGAAAGUUUCUGGUCUGCUAGAAAUUUGGGCCAGGGCAAGCUGGCUGUCUAAACAGAAGGCAGGACUUGUUUUGCUGUUCUGCUGCCUCCAUUUUGUAGGACUAAAAUGGUAGAGAAAGCAGACCCGUCACAAAGGAUUGCUCCAGCACAAGGGAAGGGAAUUGGUGGGCUAAAGCCAAUGCCAUUCUGCUUUCUCUCUGGCAAUUUGUGCUGCCCGUGUCUCUCGUAAGGGGGUAUGUUGUUUGAGCAGACCUUUUAAUAGGGACAAUCGAUCCGACACAAGCACUUCUUGAAUUCUAACAAGCUGUUACCUGGACAAAUGGAGAGUUGUGCGUCUGAAACAGGAGCGCCAGAUGGGCUCUGAGCUCGGAAUGCGUCGGUAGCAGAUGGCAGCUGCGGGCUGGGAGGCGGCGAGCGAGGGCGAAGGCUGCCCUCUGCUGUGCGGCAUCACCGCGACUCAGAGCCGCUCAGCUCAUUUUCUCCUUCCCGGUUCUUCUUUUACAUGGAAAAGAAAAAGGCUUUAUUAGCACGAGCUGUAUUUCAAGGAGAGAAACAGAGGAGGAAAGACGGAUCAGAUGUGUUGCACAUUUUGAGGGAAAAGCCAAUGGAUGGGUUAUCCAUCUGAAAUCAAUCUUGCCUCUCUCAACUAUUUUAAUUGAGAAUCCAUGGAAGCUAUUGCUUUCUGGAGCAAAAGCCCCAAGUAAUAAUAAUAAUAAUAAAGAAGAAAGAGCAUUUCCCUUUUUAGUUUAUUUCCCAAUUCUUCAGUGCUGUGUGGUGUUAAAAACAAUAGCAAGAUCAAGAUGCCUAAUUGCUCUGAAUGUAUACAGCUUUCCCAGCUCUAAGCAUUUUAUAUGUGUACCUAAUGGCACCCUUCCUUCUUGCUCCAUGUUAGGAAGCUGAAAUGACCCGUACCAUUUUGUAAUUAGAAAUGUGAAGAGGGGACAGCAGGAGGGAGGGUCUUUUUAUAGGAAGACAUACCUUGUAUUUAGUAAGCACUUCAAAUGGUUUUGUACUUGUCAAGAUAUACAUUCCAUCCAUUUCCAGAAGAGAAUUAUUUUUAUUUAGUGUAGUUUAUAAGCAAACCAAACCAUAAUGUGGUGUCCUAUUUGGAUGCAGUUCAUGAACAGAGCAGGACUAUUCUGCUUUGCAGUGAUGGCCCCUAUGUUUUUCCAGCAACGUUUCCUCUCACAUGCUGCAGAGCCACACCAGCAAAUGCCAAUGUUAAAAAGGGAGGGGGGAAAGUAUGAAUAAAUACCAUAUGCAUCAGUGCACAGCCUGCCAAAGUAAUUUCCAGUUGGGAAACAACCUUCUGUAUCAGUGAAGUUCUCAGAGGCGGUUGGUCCCACAGCAGGCACCAGGAGAGGGUGUGCUCCAACCCUGCCUCUCCCUGCCCCAGCUGACAGCAUAAGAAACCUGGGGGACAGGGCAAGGGUGUCACACUCACACCCUGCAGCUCAUCAUCUGCAGGACCAUCAGGAUCGAGACAUGGUUUUGGCCAAAGCUGUUUUGCUGGUACUUGCUCUGCAUUGGUUUUGCCCGUGGGAAAGAACCUUCAGCUCCUCAUUAAAAAAAAAGCUCCUUUCUUCAAGUGGGUUCACUUGGGGUUGGGAAGCACUGAGUGAAAGGCCAUGACAGCAUCACACUGUGGCAUUUGCAUAGGCAGCUCUUUUUCUUACCAUCAGCUUUUAUUUUUGUCCUCCUACCUAUGAAUGUGCUGCCACAACGGCAGUCACAGUUUGUGAAGCGAGCCUUUUCUCUAGGUUUACUUUCUGCACCGCAGUGCAAACAUAGCGUUGCUCUAUGCUGACAUUUUAUGAUGUGUACACCUUCCCUUCCAAUGCACUUUAUCUCUCUUGAAAAAAUGUGGGAGUCGGAAGCACCAUCCUAAAGGGAUUUGCCUGCAAUCACGAGGCACGCGCUCUUUUUUCCUUUUCAUCUUGCUUUGUUAUAUACUGUAAAUGCUAAAGAGCAUGGACAGUGACUCAGCUGGGGGUAGUACUGAAGCAGUAAGGCUAAUAUUUGGAAGCGUUAUUCAGUAGUACAACACGGCUAUUUUUGUUAUAUAGAAGAUUAUAAUGUAAAUAUGUGAGACUGUGUUAUUAUGUACCAGUAAAAUAUUGCAACUAUCGAAGUUAAGAUUGUGAAUUUCAAGGAAUUUUAUUGCAAGUUUUUUAAUAAAAUGAAUCUGAUGACCGUGUCCUGCA